Messenger RNA from Iphiclides podalirius (scarce swallowtail), 288 nucleotides. Lineage: Eukaryota; Metazoa; Arthropoda; Insecta; Lepidoptera; Papilionidae. The record is from the annotation of a GenBank genome assembly.
AUGCCCACAUAUCGAGAGUAUAACACUGUCACUGCGCCGUGCGUUUCCCCGAUUUGGGUAUGCACAGGCAUACGGACACUUGAGGUACAAAAAGGAACGUUUCGCCUUUACGUGGUGCCCACAGGGACACUCGAUGCCGAAGGAUACGUGCAAGCGAUUAUUGUCAAGAUGCUCGCGACCCGGCGGCGGCUAGAGGGAGAGGGUGGCGAAUGCCUAAUACACACACCCCCCCCCCCGAUCCCGCCCCGUGGGGCGGACCGCUCGCCGUGCCGAGAUCUGUCGCACCCC